UUAAUUAACUGUGAAUUAUGUUGGCAUGUUUUACUGUUUUGAAACAGAUUGGGAAGAUCACAGCAGACAGCUUCAGAAAAAGUUUUUUGGAGUGGGAGGCUGUUAGAUUUGAGGUGGAUAAGAUCUGCAGGGAGGAGCAUUUUGUCUGUCCUGCAUGCACCCCAGACAUGCUUGCUGUUUCUGUGGAUGGAAAUCGCAAGCACUACCGCUUUAAGAAUGCAGCAAGAUCUGAAGAAAAAGCCUUAUUUGAUGGCAUCUUCAUUGCAAAAGAUGAUGAAGUAGAGAGAUUUGUGGAUUACAUUCAUUCUACCACCAACCAUGUCUCUGGAAGAGGUGUCUGUGGAGGGGAGUGGUCAGCUGCAAGGGAAACGUCUCAGAAAUCCUCAAGUAAAAUUGAUGAGGAGGGACUUGAGCUUGCAGUCUGUCGACAUGGAGUUUUUCUCGCCGCUCUCAACAUGUUCAGGGGAGAAAUAUAUGCUUAUCCCCUCUACCUGCAGAACAAGCUGGCAAAUACGCCAAUAAGCUUUUUUGCCAUGGAUGUAACCUGCAAGUACUGGCCUUACCUCAACAAAGUGACAAAAAGCUGCCCGGAGCUCCAGCACCUUCUGAGCAUGAAACCAUUCCUCUCAGUGUUUCAUGCCAAAGCCCAUGAUUUUAAAUGUGAGGUUAAAUGGAGUGGAGCUUACCAGCAAGGGGCAGGAUUGACACUUGGGGAGGAGGUUGAGCAGUGUAACGCCUUCCUCUCUAGGAUUGCUGUGACCACGAAGCACAUGUCCAAAGCAGGACGUACAGACAUGCUUACACUGAUGGCCAUGCGCUGGAAUCAGCAAAAGUUUAAUAACUUGGCUACUUCACUUGCCUGCCGAUAUCAGAAGGCCACAAAACGUCUGGAAAGCCAACUUCAGGACCUGGAAAGCAUGAGAAUCCAGCUGGCAGUGACACAGGUUGAAGUUGAGGGCUGGGUCACUGAUAUUAAGGAGUGGGCAGAAGCAACAACAUCCCAAAAGAAUGCCGAUCUUGACGCGGUGAUCAAUAGAAUGGAGGUGCUGGUGGCCAGCAUUAAAAGAAGGUCCCAGCGCCUUUACAAAGACACCGAUGGCAGCAAAGGUCGGGCCCGGAUCCGGUGCAAAAUCAGAGAGGAGAAGGCCAUUCUUAGCUCUGUUGUUGAAAAAUACAACAGUAUGGUUCCAGAUACAGAAAGAAUCGCCUUUGACAUCAUUCUCUCUGACGAGACAGUUUGGCCAUGGCAGCUUUCACAUGGUGACGCUGUAGAUUUGAAAACCAAGAGAAAGGCGUUUGAUGUUGUGAUGGCUAUAAGGAGACUUGAGGAGGAGAAGAAGAUUGUUCUUUCUGAGAUGGCAAAGCAUUGGAAAUCUCUCUCCACUCGUGCAGACACACUCAAGGAGAUGUCAUGCCAGCUUUCCAGUGAGGCAUUGAAAAGUGAGCUGUGGGAUCUAAAUGAAGAAGGGAUCAAGGGUUUCCUCAGCUUAACUUUGAGAAAGAAGCAAGAAGUCACCAGAAUGAUGAAGCAUACAAGAGACUGUUAUGCUAAAGUUUUGACUGGAACAAGAAUGGACUUCCAGAAUGAUUGGGAUGAAUACGACAGUGACUCUGAAUUGUCAGAUGAGUUUGAGGAGCUCUCAAGUGAGAAAUGAGCAUUAAGUCAUUUUUGAUGAGUUUCCUUUGUAUUUUUUUGUUUUUUUUUUCCACUCUAACAAUGCAGCCCUAUUUCUGAUACCGUGGGGGGUCAGAAAUGUUGCUGUGGGGGGCCACCACGGUCAAAUCAACAUGGAGGAAUCACUGUUUGUGGGUCAGAUAUGCUUGAAUAAUAGUAUUCAUCAUAUCUACAUGUGACAUUACAACAAUAAUAAUGAGUGUAAUUAAUUUAAGUAACUGUUUUUCCAAUAGUAAUCUUCUGUUUAUGGUAGAACAAAACUAUGUGCAGAAAAGUUUGCAGGAAGGUGUAAAUAUGUAAAUAUGUGCAUUGUAAUAAUAAUAAUAAAAAACAUAAUUCCACUAAUGUCA
Molecule: messenger RNA, 2025 nt
Organism: Carassius carassius (crucian carp)
Lineage: Eukaryota; Metazoa; Chordata; Actinopteri; Cypriniformes; Cyprinidae
Exons: 9
Coding region: 18-1655 (545 amino acids)
Source: RefSeq, a predicted model, not a curated record